Acanthoscelides obtectus is the source of this 351-nucleotide messenger RNA. The record is from the annotation of a GenBank genome assembly. NCBI's taxonomy places the organism in Eukaryota, Metazoa, Arthropoda, Insecta, Coleoptera, Chrysomelidae.
AUGUUAAGUUAUAAAGUGUAUCCAUUUACGCUUGAGAUAGAAAAAUGUGAGCUAGCCUUGAUAGUUAAGAGAAAACAAUUCUUCAGUGAUGUACAGGCUGUUUCAAAAGUAAGAAAGAAUUACAAACUUACUCUGAAGAAGGCAGCUGUAGAUCCACCCUUAUAUGCUCCAUACUUGAUCUUCGUUUGUUUGGCCAGAUCUUCAGCGCUUUCUAUAGGAGAGUCCAUACGUUCGACAGUAAGGAAGGCUGCUAGAUUAGCAGUGUACGAUGAAAUCAUGAUGAGUGUGAAGAACCACCACAUUCCUGCGACCAUUCUGGUGGAUACAGCCCUGGAAAUACAUAUUGUUUAA